CAUCGGGUCCGCAGCUGUGUUUAACCGGCCGCGAGUCACGUUUCUUUUUUUUUUUUUUUUGAAUUAUUUUGGACGAGGUCGAAAUUUCCUUGACUUUUUAGAAACAACUAUUUUACUUUGAAUAUUUUAUGGAGAAAUAUUUUGUCUGUUACGAAAUAUCUUUGAGUUGUUUCUGUUUAACUUGUUCCUCGCUUGUUUCCACCGAUGUUUGAUUUUAUCUGAUGAGGAAUUUGUUGUUGCGUUAUCGAAAGGGGGGAAUCAAACGACAGAAAAAAAAACACGACGAUUGAACCGAGUGUGUGUGUGUCAUGCCCUCGUGUGCCGAGUUGUUGCUGACCGACUGAAUUUCUUCUUCAGUAAGGUUUCGCGCAGCCGAGCAGAAUUUACCCUGUUUUUACCCACGUCCCGAUUGGAGGCGAUGAGCAGCUGCAUGAGGAGACAAGAGUCAUAAAAAAAAAAAAAAAAAAUCCAUCCGAAAAAAUAUUCGAUUAAAAAAAAAAAAACGAAAGCCACAAUCAGUGUGUGAAGAAAAAGGAGCUUCAUCUUGAGACAUAACAACGCAAGAACAAUGAAUAUGCGCAAGAUCGUUUGGACGUUAUGGGCGAUCGCCUUUGUUUAUGGGAGCGUGAGCUGCCAAGCCGGCGAUGAAGGUGAGCGUCGAGGCGGAAGAAAACGGAAUCGGGGCACGGGCACUUCGGCCUUUCGUCCCGAACAGAGCAGCCCAUCGAAUCAUGGCCGUAACCUUCCCAUGCCCGAUGACCCACUGUUCACUGACCAACGAGAAAUCCGGCUCUCUUUCAUGAAGGAGCGAUUGUGGAGCCCGAGUGGAUCGACGGACGCUUCUCGGAAAAAGGCGGCCACGACGACGAGUCACAAUAGCAAGAAGAAGCCGUCCAAGUCGAGCGGUGGUGGCCAUUCAUCGGAUAAUUAUUCUGGCCCGCGAAAGACCGGCUCUGACUCGUCAACGAAGACGAACCCUAAGAAGCCCAAUAUCAUCCUGAUGGUGACGGACGACCAGGACGUCGAACUCGGCUCUCUGGAAUACAUGCCCAAAACGAGAGCUAUUCUCAAAGAAGGCGGCGCUUUCUUUCCAAACUCUUUCGUCUCGACGCCAAUGUGUUGCCCGUCUCGCAGUUCCAUGCUUACGGGCCUAUUCGUCCACAAUCACGGAGUCUUGACUAAUAACGAGAAUUGCUCAUCAGCCUAUUGGCAAGCGGAGCACGAGCCGAGGACGUUUGGCGCCUACUUGGCCAGCGCUGGAUAUCGGACGGGCUAUUUUGGUAAAUACCUCAACAAAUACAACGGCAGUUACGUCCCGCCUGGAUGGAGAGUGUGGGCCGGUCAAGUCAUGAAUUCACGAUACUACAACUACACCAUUAACUUCAACGGCCAAAAGAUCAAACACGGCGCCGACUACCAGACGGAUUAUUAUCCCGACUUGAUCACCAACGAUUCCAUUAGUUUCCUGCGCGAGUCUAAGCAACACUACGAUCAUCAACCUUUCCAUUUGGUGAUGAGUUUUCCGUCUCCUCACGGGCCCGAAGACUCGGCGCCUCAGUAUUCGAACAUGUUUUUCAAUGUGACGCGACAUCGGACGCCCAGCUAUGACUUCGCUCCCAAUCCGGAUAAACAAUGGAUUUUGCGUUGGCUUGGCAAGAUGAAACCGGUCCAUCAUCGUUUCACCGAUUUGCUCAUGACGAAACGCCUCCAGACGCUUCAGAGUGUCGACGAUGCCGUCGAGAGGAUUUUUAGCGAGUUGGUGGCACUCGGCCAGCUGGACAAUACCUACAUCUUUUACACGUCGGAUCACGGCUAUCAUCUGGGACAGUUUGGACUGAUCAAAGGCAAAUCAUUCCCGUUCGAGUCCGACAUUCGAGUCCCAUUUUUGGUCCGCGGUCCAGGCGUCGGACGCGGUCGGGUGGUCCAGAGUCUGAUUGGCAAUGUUGAUCUGGCGCCGACGUUCCUGGAGAUUGCCGGUUUGCCCGUGCCAUCGCACAUGGACGGCGCCUCUAUCUUCCGAUUCUUCCAAAAGGAGAAGGUUAAAAGCCGUGCGCCCUGGAGGGACACGUACUUGAUCGAGCGGGGCAAAAUGCCACCCGCGCUCUUCCCAAAGCUCAACGUAGUCGAAGAUGUUCCCAAUAACAAUGAAGGAGCUGAAGGCGACGAUGCUGACGGAGUGUCGGUCGAGUACUCUCCGCCGCGAGGCAAAUUUGAACGAUGGGCUGUCGAAUGCCGCAAGCCGCAGUACCAAAGCCCUUGCACUGGAUUUCAAAAGUACGAGUGUGUCUUUGUGGACGAGCGCUGGCGAAUGAAAAAGUGCCGGCCGUCCGUCCACAAGGUAGCCAAGAAGAAAUGGUGCCAAUGCAAAGCCCUCUCCAAGUACCGACUCAGCAAAUUGGAGCCGGAAGAGAGGAGGAUGCAGCGCGCUUUUCUCAAGGAGCACACUAGCGUUGAUUGGCGCGGAUAUCGGCCUCGUUUCCUCAAAACUGUGGCCGGCAGCAAAAGGAAGUUGCACAGGAACAACAAUCGACACAAGCGCGAAGAUGCUGCAACAGCAGCCGCAACGGCUGUCGAGACGGCCGCCUCGUCCGCGGAAGGCAGUGUAUUGCGAGAUGUUGCUGAAGACGAGCUGGAACAGGUCGAACUCAUCAUGGAAGACAUAUCGGAUGAGAUUUCUGAUCUCGAGGCUCUGACGGAAGCGAGAAACGUUUCCAGCAGCACGGAAGCAGCAAUCGUUGAUCCGGUCACGUUGGCGCCGUCUACGGCAGCUGGAUUGCCAAGUAGUGGCAAUAAAAGUGCACCGCAGCUGAACAACGGCGAUGGGAAGCUCAACUGCCAAAUUUUGGGCCAGUCGCGAAUUAAUUGCAGUAGUGAAGUGUACAACGAUCCAGCUACUUGGCGUUUGAGUCGCGACUUUCUCGAGCAACAAAUCCGGAUUUUGCGCGUUCAGUUGGACGAGUUGAAAGUCAUCCGGAAGCAUUUGCGGGCAAUGCGGCCCACCAUGGGCGGUGAUAAAUUCUACGCGGCCAAUAAGAAACGGACGAGUUCCAAAACGCCGAGCUCUUCGCUCUUUGACUGGUCGUCACCGGCCUCCAAGCGCACCGAAUUAAAUAGCAGCACGGGUGCGUCGGAGGUGGCCGGAAGUGGGGCCAGUAGCCGAAGGAAACACCGUCCUAAAAUCCCACAGUUAACGGACGAUGGCGAAGACGAUGCCGAAGAAGAGGAGGUCGUUGACGACGAUGACGACGAAGAAGACGAGGAUGAAUCGACUGUCGAUCCAGUGGAAAGCACGAUCGAAGUGACCAUCUACGACAAUCGAAAAAUCAAGCCUUCAAACAAUGUCGGACGGAUCGGGAUGUGCCCCUGUGUCGACGUCAAUUGGUCGCGCAGUCAGGCGCGUAACGAAGAGCGUCUGGUUCGCCAGGCAAACCGUCGCAAGAUCAAAGAGGAGCGUCAGAAGCGUCGCCAAAAGAAGCUGAGCCGAAAACGGGCCAUGGUUGAAUCGCACAACGGCCAAUGCAACUAUGAAAAGAUGAAUUGCUUUAGCCACGAUAAGGACCAUUGGCGGACGGCUCCGUUGUGGAACGACAGUCCGUUUUGCGUCUGUAUGAACGCCAACAACAACACGUAUUGGUGCGUUCGGACGCUCAACACGACUCACAAUUCGCUCUAUUGCGAGUUUAUUACCGGAUUUGUCACUUACUACGACAUGCGCAUCGAUCCCUACCAGCUACGCAAUAUCGCCCACACCUUGUCUGAAAAUCAAUUGGCCUUCUUCCAUUCGACUUUGGAACGGUUGCGCGUCUGCAAAGGAGCCGACUGUUUCGUCAACACCCACCCGUCUGCCGCCAAAUUACUGGCAGCCGGCAAAUCGGAUCCGGAAGAGAGUAAAGAUGCCAGUUAUCACCUACAAAGUAGUCAUCUGCUCGACAAUGGUCGGUCGGGUAAAGUCAAGCCGAGACGUGACGGAUACUGGCGCCGGUCGAAGCGACGCGAAAGGCAGACGCCCGACGUUACGUCAUCGAGCGCCGCCGCGUGAUUGAUCUCGUCCCUCACAGCUUCUCUUUUACUCUUCCUGGACAAAGUUCACUAACUACCCCCUGAGAGAUUGUUAUAGGACACACACACAUACAGAUGGAUAUAAAAGAGCAGAGAGACUCGGCCACUGUUUAUAUCCCUUUCCUUUUUCGGGAAAAAAAAAAGGAUUGUUUUUUUUUUUUUUCCCCUUUAUUUUUUCUUCUUUACAAGUUUCUGUUUUUGUUGUUUUGUUGGCCGGAUCGUUUAU
Messenger RNA from Daphnia carinata, 4285 nucleotides. RefSeq names its product extracellular sulfatase Sulf-1-like (gene Sulf1). The coding region runs from base 569 to 4039 and encodes 1156 amino acids. The record is from RefSeq and is a predicted model, not a curated record. Gene Ontology annotation, molecular function: glycosaminoglycan binding; N-acetylglucosamine-6-sulfatase activity. The transcript has 11 exons. Lineage: Eukaryota; Metazoa; Arthropoda; Branchiopoda; Diplostraca; Daphniidae.